Chaetomium globosum CBS 148.51 is the source of this 384-nucleotide messenger RNA. RefSeq lists its product as uncharacterized. The record is from RefSeq and is a predicted model, not a curated record. Bases 1 to 384 code for a protein of 127 amino acids. Gene Ontology annotation, molecular function: U6 snRNA binding. NCBI's taxonomy places the organism in Eukaryota, Fungi, Ascomycota, Sordariomycetes, Sordariales, Chaetomiaceae. The transcript has 4 exons. Gene Ontology annotation, biological process: spliceosomal snRNP assembly; nuclear-transcribed mRNA catabolic process; mRNA splicing, via spliceosome. Gene Ontology annotation, cellular component: spliceosomal tri-snRNP complex; P-body; U6 snRNP.
AUGCUGCCCCUCGGGCUUCUCAACGCGGCGCAAGGCCACCCCAUGCUAGUCGAGCUCAAGAACGGCGAAACACUCAACGGCCACCUCGUGCUGUGCGAUACAUGGAUGAACCUGACCCUACGCGAGGUCGUGCAGACCAGUCCGGAAGGCGAUAAGUUCGUGCGGCUGCCUGAGGUUUACGUCAAGGGGAAUAAUAUCAAGUACCUGCGGGUUCCGGACGAUAUUAUCGAUGUUGUUAGGGACCAACAGAGCCAACAGGGCGGCGGUUACCGCGGUGGGCGUGGUGGUCAAGGGAGAGGAGAUCACGGUGGUCGGGGUGGCGAUAGGGGGCGUGGUGGGAGAGGGCGAGGAGGUGGAAGGGGUGGAAGGGGCAGAGGGUCAUGA